Messenger RNA from Hemicordylus capensis (graceful crag lizard), 4046 nucleotides. RefSeq names its product RAD51 associated protein 2 (gene RAD51AP2). The transcript has 4 exons. The coding region runs from base 189 to 3272 and encodes 1027 amino acids. The record is from RefSeq and is a predicted model, not a curated record. NCBI's taxonomy places the organism in Eukaryota, Metazoa, Chordata, Lepidosauria, Squamata, Cordylidae.
CAGGACGCUGCCCGCUUCCAGAAGGCUCGCGCGGGAACUUGGAAAGCGCGGGAAAGGGAGACGCUGCCUGAGCUCUGGCCCUCAGGAGGAGGACGACGAGGGUGCGCGGGCGGGUUGCGCAGGCAGAGAGGGUGGUAGCAAGCAACAACACCGCAGAACAGACCCUACCAGUUCAUGUUCUUUAGAACAUGGAAAACUCAUGCUUUGAAACAUUUUUACCCACAUCAGAAGAAACUGAAGAACCACAGCCAAAGAAAAUUAAAAUAGAUACAAAUCAUUUGAGUUCAGAAGAGGGGCAACUACAGUUGUUGCAAAAGCUAAACCAUGUAGAUAAAAAGUUAUCAAAAACAUCUCUCAGUUUUCCAAAAGUAUUAUGGAAUUAUAGUCAGAAUAGUUUGGAAUUACAAGUGGGAAACAAUGCAAACCUAAAACCUAAUAUAAGGCAGCGUACACAAUUUAAGCCACAUAUGAAUGCCAAUUUACAAUCAAGGUUGUUAGGAAAUAUAACAUUCUGUGAAAAGUGGACUCUUGAAAGUAAUGACUGUAAUGGCAUAAGAGAUUCUGGUUCUGAAUUUAACCAAAAUGGUCUGCUGGUCACAAAACCAGAAUUUUGUGCCUUAUGUACUAAAGAAAAAGAAAAAUCAUUAGAGAGUGGGAGUAGUUUGAAGGGGAGUGAAUUGCCAACAGUAAAUACAUUUUUUCCUGAUAUCUUGGUAGAAAGUGUUAUGUCAAGGAUUGAAUUUUUGUUUAAGGAUGUACAGGAAUUUCAAAGCUAUAAAAACAGCACAGGUUGUCAAUGCAUAAAUGAAAUUUCUAGGUCAGGAAAACAAUAUCAUAUUCCAAAACCAGUUAUAGAUGGUGAGGCCAGCAAUGGCAAAACUCUACACAUGCGUUUGUUAGCUAGCAGCUUUAUGAAAGUAAGUAAGUCACCCCUUAAAUCUUUGUUCUGUGAAAAUAAAAAUGUUGUAGAGGAGGAUAGAAAUAUUUUAUCUUGCAGUAAACAAACAAGGUUCCCUACACAUAAUAAUUUCAGAAGAAACAAAGUAUUUCAGCACAUGUAUAUGCUGUAUUUAAGAAACUGUGCAGUUAUAAACCUCCCAUUAGUGAAAUGUGCUGCUUUUAAGUUACUUUUACAAGAAAAGAGAAUAUAUCAUUGUAGAACAGCAACUGAAAAAAAUCACACUGCAAUAUUCAGCCAACAAAUUUUACUCAAUGUGCAACAAAGGGAAGUAUCUAAGGAAGGAAGUACUAAAGAAUGUCUUGUAUUUUCCAAAAAUACUUUAGAAGAUGGUAUCUUUUCAGUAGCUGAUAAUGAAAAAGAACAAAUGGCAAGGCAAUUUGUGCUUUCUAAUAAUCAGAUUGUACCAGACAAUAAUGUUAAUAGUUCUUCUCUAGGGAGAAGAAGCUUAUGUAAUCCCCGCAAAAUGCAAGACCUGACAGAAAAUAUUGGAUUUUUGAAUUAUUUGUCUUCAGUUCCAAACAUAUUUGAAAAAUUAAGCAUUAAAUAUUCAAGUCUUAAAACAAUAGUUACUGUCGUAACACAUGUAGAAGAGAGGGUGAGGAAAGCUUCUAAUGAAAACAAUAUCCUUCCUAUUAAAAAAAUGAAAACCUCUCAUUUUGUUUUAAAAGCAAGCAGAAGACAUACAACUAGGAGAUUCAGAAAUUACAUUUAUUUUCCAAGCAAAAUUAAGCAUGCCCCAAAAUACAUAGGGGCUUUUAGAAGUGCAAUAAUAGGAAAAAAGUGGAAUGAUCAUCGUAAUGUUUUGCAAGAAAGUCCUUGUGGUUUUGUUGAGGCGGAAGCCCACCUUUCGUCUUAUGAGACAUAUAAAAAAAUUCACCUUGGUAAUAAUUCAGAAGAAGAGCAUCUAAUUUCAUGUUUAAGGAAUAGAAUCUUUAAUUGUGAAAAUAAUGAAAAAUAUAGCAAAGUGUGCACAGAUAAUGGUGCAAGGACCUCCUACAAUGUCCUUGAUACACUGACUUACCAUUGUGUUCCUCCAAAAUUAUUUACAAACACUGCAAACUGCAAUUCUAUUUUAGUACAAGAAAAUACAAAUAAAAAGUCUCAGUAUCUUGAAAAUUUGAAUACCACCAACCAAUUGCCCAGAUAUAAAAUAAGUGAUGUGCCCUUCCCAAUUAAUAAUCUAAACAUAUAUAAAGGUUUCUCAGAAAAUGAUCAAUAUUUAACUUCAGUUACCCCUGAUUAUCUUUGUGUAGAUCAAAAUAUAGCAGUUUGUGUCAAAGCAUGGAAAAGUAAGAUUGCCCUUCAUGGGAACAGAGGAAAACAAAGUAACUUCAAAUUUGAAAGCAUUAAAUAUAUAUUACAGUAUUACCACCCUAUAUGUAAUUCUAGAGUUUCUAAUAGCUUAGAGCAUAAUAAGUUUAAAAAAGCAGAGCAUGGGAACUUUUCAUUUCAUAAAGAUUCUUUACUAAGAAAUAAAUAUGGUUCAGACCUAGUGUUUGUGAAACAAAAUGUCAAGGCUAUAAACGGGACAGAAAAUAAAGUUGUUGAACAGAAUUAUACAAACAAAAGUAAUCAACAUUAUGAUUUAAUUGUGCCAUAUUUCAAAGAUGAAUCUGCAAACACUGUUGGAUCUAAAGUCAAUUUAAUGGUGGUUUCACACACACCAAAACAAGAAUUUUCUGAAGAUAUAAAAAAGCAUUUUUCAUCAGAAAUUAAAAACACAUAUGCAUUUGAAAUGAAGAACCAAUUUGAUCUUGUAUUAGAAGAGCUUCAUAUGUUUAAUGGAAUUAGUAAGGAAAAUGAAAGUAAUUUACUGUUUGGAAGAAGAAAUAUUCUUCAGGAAGAUCCCCUUAAACAAAGUAAUUCUGACAGCAUACUAGAUGAAGACUACAGAAAUGUGUGUGAAAAUAAAAUAAACUUGAUCUUUUCCACUUGUGGAAAAGACACUGUAAACCACACCACUGCAACCAAGCAAAAUAAGAAUGAACAAAGUUUAUCUAAAGACAAAAUACUCACAAGACCUGGAGAGCAGGAAGUACCACAUGACUACUGUUCUUCAAGUAUUUCUGAUGAAGAAUCAUUAUAUUCACCCUCUGAAGAACAUUGUGAUUAUGGUUCUAAAACGCCUUCUUGGAAAUCUGCAUUUGUGUCUCAUACAUUUAUGAAGAAACAAAGCUUACAAAGAGAAAGAGGACCCAGUCUACUGGAUGGAUUCAUAAGAGUACAGCCUCUUAAAACAUGUUGUGGUCCCUUAAGAAUUGGAUUGUCAAGGAAAGCUAAGCCCAAACAGCUUCAUCCAUAUUUGAAAUAGUUCAGUUUAACAAAGCGAACAUUUAUAGCAGGGGUUCCCAACCUCUGCUAUGCCAGAUAUUGCUGAACUUAUUGUGGCUGGGGAUGAUGGGAAUUGUAGUUCAGCAACAUCUGGAAUACCACAGGUUGGGAACCCCUAAUUUAAAGGAAGCACUUUUUUGUCUAAAAAUAUAAAGGUUUUUUAAAUAUUUGCAUGUUUCAUUUUAAAGUUUUAAUGCUAAAAUCAAUCUUAAAAUGACAUGUUAAGGUAUUUCCGAUCAGUAUUUCAUAUUAAUAAUUGUUCAUUUAUGCAAAGAUUUUAUGAACAUUCUAAAGUUUAAUAUUGUUACAGGUAAUAAGAUUCAAAUACAUGCACUGUAAGCAAAAUCAUAUAGGUUAUUUUCAUUUCUGUAUUACCAAAAUGUCAUUUCUAUUUAUGUCAUACAGCAGCUUUUAUCACUAAGAGUAGGAAUGGCUGUUGAAACCCCUUCCCUCCUUCCUGCAUGAGAGGUGAAGCUUUUAGCUGAACUCUUCUGAAGCAUCAUUACUUUUCUUGUAGCACUAGUGCUUCAUUAGUCUGGAUAUCAGUCUUAAAAAACAACAACCCAAAGUUUAACCUUUAAAUAAAUCUUGUUGUCUGCUCGCCUUUCUCAAUCAAAUGAGUUAUUAUAAACCACCAUAUAUAGAAUACCUCUAUCACACAAUGAAUUACGACAAGUGAAACCGUCAAACAGUGUUGCAUUACUGCAGAUGUCCCUAUUAAUAAAGAGAUCACAUGCUUAGUUCUUUAUAUUAA